AGAUAUGUGCGCUAAGGUAGCUGAGAAUAUGCGUUUCGAUUGUUAUCCGCAAGGGAAGUUAAUGAGGAGAAUUGUGCUAGGCGGGGAUGUUGUUGGAAAUCCACGGAUACCAUAGGCGUUCCAUACUGUUACUACCCGUCACAAUACGACACGUUUCGUUUCCUAAACAUGACCGAGGACAAGCACGCCAUGACAGUGUACUACGAGAAGGCUCGCCCGUCCGGAUAUCCGGAUGAUUUCGAAACUGUGCGGAUGGAUUUCAAAUAUCUGUCGGAUGAUGUUUUGGGUGUUAAGAUUUACGACCCAGAGAACAAAAGAUUCGAACCGCCAUACCCGGAGAUAAGUUUAGUUUCUAAACCACUAGGAACUAUGAAAUACAGGGUGCAGAUAGAAGGAUCGCUUGUUGGCUUCAAAGUCAUUAGGAAUUCCGAUAAUGUUACCAUUUUCAACACACAAGACGUGGGAGGUCUGAUAUUGUCAAACAAAAUGCUGCAGAUAUCGGCCGUUCUGCCCACAAACCGCGUGUUCGGCUUGGGCGAGAAACGAGCAAGGUUCAUGAACAAUAUGAAUUGGAACACUAUCGCUAUAUUUAAUAGAGACCGAGUGCCUAGGGAGGGGAUGAAUCUGUACGGCUCGCAUCCAUUUUACUUGGCAGUGGAACAGAACGGCAACAGUCACGGUGCACUUCUACUUAACUCUAACGCUAUGGGUAAUGGUCCUUUUGUAUAUACUCAUUUCUGGAUUGCAUGGUGUAGUAUUUUUUAAAUUAUCAUUACUUGUUAAGGUUGGAGAAGCUAGG
Molecule: messenger RNA, 799 nt
Organism: Manduca sexta (tobacco hornworm)
Lineage: Eukaryota; Metazoa; Arthropoda; Insecta; Lepidoptera; Sphingidae
Product: lysosomal alpha-glucosidase-like
Exons: 5
Coding region: 169-765 (198 amino acids)
Biological process (GO): carbohydrate metabolic process
Molecular function (GO): carbohydrate binding; alpha-1,4-glucosidase activity
Source: RefSeq, a predicted model, not a curated record